This is a messenger RNA of Populus nigra (black poplar), 2137 nucleotides long. RefSeq names its product alpha-dioxygenase 2. Gene Ontology annotation, biological process: response to oxidative stress. Gene Ontology annotation, molecular function: peroxidase activity; heme binding; oxidoreductase activity, acting on single donors with incorporation of molecular oxygen, incorporation of two atoms of oxygen. NCBI's taxonomy places the organism in Eukaryota, Viridiplantae, Streptophyta, Magnoliopsida, Malpighiales, Salicaceae. The transcript is spliced from 10 exons. The record is from RefSeq and is a predicted model, not a curated record. The coding region runs from base 66 to 1967 and encodes 633 amino acids.
AUAACUAGCUGGCCGAGGCGUACAAAAGCAGCAUAAGCUUAGCCAGUACCAAGUAUCUCCCACAUAUGGCAUUCUCUCUAUCCUCUUCCUCCUUCAUUCAUCCUCAGCUAAGGCAUAUUGUUUACAAGAUGAAUCUUUUUGACACUCUGUUGUUCUUUGUUAUACAUUUCGUGGACAAGCUGGGGUUAUGGCACAGAUUACCAGUACUUUUGGGACUUGCUUAUAUGGGAAUUAGAAGGCAUCUGCACCAACGUUACAAUCUCUUGCAUGUCGGAGGAAUCAAUGGUCAGAAAUAUGAGACUGAAGAGUUUUCUUAUCGAACGGCUGAUGGAAAAUGCAAUCACCCCAGUGAUGACAUUAUUGGAAGCCAAGGAACUUUUUUUGGUCGCAACAUGCUCCCAGCAAAUUCAAGAUAUGGGUUGCUGGAUCCUCAUCCAACAGUUGUGGCCAAUAAGCUUUUGGCAAGGAAUAAGUUCAUAGACAAUGGGAAGCAAUUCAACAUGAUAGCCUGCUCAUGGAUACAAUUCAUGAUUCAUGACUGGAUUGAUCAUAUGGAGGACACCCAACAGGUUGAACUUAAAGCACCCGAUAAAAUAGCAGAUGGGUGUCCAUUGAAGUCAUUCAAAUUCUACAAGACAAAGAAAGUUUCAACAGGUUCACCAUACAUGAAGACUGGAUCUCUAAACACAAGGACUCCUUGGUGGGAUGGAAGUGUAAUUUAUGGGAAUAAUGAGGAUGGGAUGAGAAAAGUUAGGGAAUUCAAAGAUGGGAGAUUAAGGAUUGCAGAAGAUAUUGGACUUCUUGAGCACGAUGAGAAAGGGAUUCCCAUCUCAGGAGAUGUCAGGAAUUGCUGGGCAGGCUUUUCUUUAUUACAAGCCUUAUUUGUCAAAGAACAUAACGCUGUCUGUGACAUGCUUAAAGAAAAUUACCCUGAUUUUGAUGAUGAAAAGCUGUAUCAACAUGCCAGAUUGGUUACUUCAGCUGUCCUUGCCAAAAUUCACACCAUUGAUUGGACUGUAGAACUCCUUAGGACUGAUACUCUCCUUGCAGGGAUGAGGAUCAACUGGUAUGGAUUUUUGGGGAAGAAAAUUAAGGAUUUAUUUGGGCACUUUGGUGGCCCAGUUCUGAGUGGAUUGGUUGGUCUUAGGCGACCAAGAGAUCAUGGAGUUCCCUAUUCACUGACCGAAGAGUUCGUGAGUGUCUACAGAAUGCAUUCACUACUGCCUGACAAACUCAUCCUGAGAGACAUCCAUUCCACAGCUUCAGAAUAUGAAUGCCCUCCAGUAGUUAAAGAGGUGCCGAUGAGGGAAAUGGCUGGAAAAGAUGGGGAGAGAAGAUUGUCAGAAGUAGGAAUGGAGCAGAUGCUGGUAUCGAUGGGUCAUCAGGCAUGUGGAGCUGUCAAAUUGUGGAACUAUCCAUCAUGGAUGAGAAACCUUGUUGCUCAUGAUAUUAAUGGAGAAGACAGGCCAGAUCAAGUUGAUAUGGCUGCUAUGGAAAUUUAUAGAGAUAGGGAGAGAGGAGUUGCUCGUUACAACGAAUUCAGAAGGAACUUACUGAUGAUUCCGAUUAGCAACUGGGAAGAUUUGACAGAUGAUGAAGAAGUUAUAGAAGCUCUUCGCGAUGUGUAUGGAAAUGAUGUCGAAAAACUAGAUUUGCUGAUAGGCUUACAUGCAGAAAAGAAAAUCAAAGGCUUUGCGAUAAGCGAGACUGCUUUCUUCAUCUUUUUACUUAUUGCCUCGAGGAGGCUAGAAGCUGAUCGUUUCUUCACCACCAAUUUCAACUCUCGAACCUACACAGAGAAAGGCCUCGAAUGGGUUAACAAGACAGAGACCCUUAAAGACGUGAUCGAUCGCCAUUUCCCUGGUAUGACAAAGAAAUGGAUGAAGUGUACGAGUGCAUUCUCAGUCUGGGAUUCAGAACCUAAUCAAACAACCUACGUUCCCCUGUAUCUAAGACCAGCCCCAUGAAAUGCUUUCUUCGAUGUGUAAAGCAAUCCCAAUGGCCUAAAGUACUCGUAGAAUCCGGCAAAGCAUGGGAAAACUUAGACUUACUGAAAAUUUAUUCUGUAUACAACGAUAAGUUUGCCAAAACAAUCUCAUGCACAUAGGAGAAAAUAAUAUGAACGCAAAAUGCAUCA